UCGACGAAAACUGACAGCUGACAGCGCUCUGUUUCGUGUCCUGAUUUUUCUCUAAGAAAAAUAAAUAAAAUAAUAAAUAAAUGCUGCUUACUUGCAUAGCUAAAUAAUCAAUGGCAUACAUUUUACGUUGAAAAAUUUCAAACAUUAAACAUGGAUGAAGAGGAGAAGAACUCUAUUAUACAAAGUCUUAAUUUAAGAAUAGGUGGCGAUAUUAAUGAUUUAGCAAGUGCUGUAGAAUUACAAGCAGAAUUAGCGGUCAAGCGAGAUCAACUUCAAAAUAGCUUAAAUGUAGCCAACAAUGAAGUGCCAACGAAACUGUCAGCAGCUUUAAAGAAGGCAGAAUUAAAUUCUAAUCAAAUAGACAAGUUGAAGAGUCGCAGUGAUGACUUAAAGAAGAAAGUUGAAGCCUUUCUGAACAAAACUGAGCCAUUGCGGUCUGAAAUUGAUAAGAGGUUUGCUGCUAUCAAUAAGCUAGAAGAGGUCUUAGUUUACUUAAGAUCGUUUGAGAAAAUUGAUGAGCUGAGCCGCCAAAUGAAACAAACUAAUGAUGAUGAACAAAUGGUGUUACUGUACAGCGAGCUCAGGAAGAUGUGUACCAUGUACCAAAAGGGACAUAGGGCCAGUUAUGUGAAGGAGUACACACAUUAUUGGCAUAAUGUCCUCAAAGACAAGCUCACUAAACAUUACGAAGAUGUACUAAAGCAGCUGAAAUGGCCAUUCUCAGCUCCAGCAGACGCCUCCCCAAUACCUAAAGAGGUGAUGGUGAAAUUCAACAGUCUGACUAAAUAUCUAUUUCUCAUUGAAGAACCUGAGGAUCUUGUCAACAGUAAUGUGACUGAUGAAUUGGGACAAGAGAAAGGUCCAUGCCUGCCAGUGAGAGUGCUACUACGGCCUCUUAAGAAGAGGUUCCAAUUCCAUUUCACGGGUUCACGUCAAACGGCGCGUAUCGAUAGACCGGAGUGGUUCCUUACACAAACUCUCACUUGGAUCAAACACCAUCAAGUUUUCGUCCAGUCUCAUGUUCAGCCAAUUGCUGAUAAAUUGGAACUGAAGCACGUUAAGGCAGCAGAUGAAUUCAAUGCCGGUCUGAUAGCACUGGCAGCUGAGAGAUUACAUACAGUACUGGCGUUAUACCAUACUCAAAGUUCUAAAGGCGAAAUAGUCGAUGUGGACGCGGCUUUCGCUCAUGCCGUAGAUGAAACUCUUGGCUUCCAAAGGGAAUUAGUUGAUAUCACUGGCAAAGAUAUUAACAGUGUACUGUCAGUUUUGACGAAGGCGGAAACUUUUGUGAGAUGGCAGACUGUGGAAAAGAAAUACGCCUUAGCAAAAAUGGACGAGAGUCUAGAAUGUUCUCAGUGGAGCGAGGGAGUAGGUGCGGGGGCCGGGGCAGCGACUGGUUCCGCCUUGUGGAUACCACGUGCAGCUGAUUGGUUCGUUACGUUACUGAGGACUAUUGAGGACAGAUAUGCGUUGUUGCCGCAGCCGGGACAUAGACUACAAUUCCUGGAACUUCAACUAGAACUAGUAGAAGAAUGGCGUAUCCGUCUUACACAGCUCCUCAGUGCGGCCAUAGACUCAUUACAUGUGGACUCCUUCCUAUCGCCUGACACGGGAUCUCAUCCGUUGACAGCUGUCAUUAAUGCCGCUCAUCAUACUAGGACUGUUUUAUUGCAGUGGGCCCAUUCUUUGCACUAUCUACAACUACAUUACUACCGGCGCCAAUUCCACAACUUUACGCAACAACAGCAUCAGGACGAUGAGUUCAGUGACACCACUUCAGACACUGAUUAUACGGAUUCUGAUGAAAUGCCUUGUAAGAGGAACAAAGAAAUAACUGCGGAAGCGUUAUCCCUUAUGGAGGUAGAACUACGAGCCAAGAACCUGGCGCUCAGUGAAAUGUCCAGGCAUAGUUCAAUGGUCCCAGAUUUGAACCAAUACGAUGUGACAUCACCAAUAGUAAACCUAGCAGUAACAGAACCUUUAACUGGAGAAGAUGAGGCUGAAGAAGCAGGGGUGUUCGCGGAAGCACCCGCUUUGCUCGCUCGCCUUAGAGACAGUGGCCUCGCGUCGCUGGCCGAACAUAUUCUGCUCGAGUUUAAGGCAGGCUUGAAGGACUACAAGAGGCAGAAAUGGCACGGCCUACUAAUCGUGGAAGAAAUGGCGCUAAGCGUAUCGGGCUCGCUCUGCCGGCCGCUCGCCGCGUUGUGUGCGCGACUGUCCGUAGCGGCACAACGACUCGCGCCAACACUUACCACGAGACUGCGGGCGCAUCUCGCUGAUAUUGUUGACCAAUAUAUUUUUGAGGAGAUAGUGCUCGAGAGCUGGUUCAACACGGGCGGUACGAUGCAGUUCACGCACGACGUCAAACGUAACCUCGUACCUGCGUUUGCUCCACCGAACAAAAUUGCAACGCAAGUCUACCAGUUACCCAGGCUCCUAGAAGCGUGUAAACUCUUGAACAUGGAUUACGACGACGCCCGCCGUCUCCGCGCUCUCUUAACAAAACAGCCCGCAGCCGCCGCGGAACUUCUAGAACAUCAUUCCAUUCGUUACAUACAAACAGCUCAGGCCCUCCAAAUUCUGAACCAGAGGACUGACCUCAGUGACGCCACCAGUCCCUCGUCGGUCAUGGAGUUGUUCUGAAACUUCGAAGGAGGAGGCGUCUAAGCAACUUGCUAAUAUUGGGGCGGAUCGUAAUGGCCGCCUUGUGGUGGAGUGUAACUUUUAAGUGCGGCUCUCGUUUACAUGUGGCAGUGAAUUUAGGUGCAAAAUAUUGAUGAAAAAAUACAAUAGUGUUAGCCAAUAGGUAAUCUUGAGUACAUCUUGGCAUUUCAAAUGAUAAACGCAAUCUUUCAGAUGGGUAUUGUUCAAAAAGUUCGGCAAAAUCAGGAAUUUCUUUUAUGCAUUCCAAGUAAACUUGAACGAUAAAAAUCGUGUAGAAUCCCGGUAUUAGACAAGCCCGCAUUACACCUCAUAAAAUAUUCAUGUUGCAAACCAGAGAUCGAACUUGAUAGUUACACGGCAUCCAUCUUUCAAAUUCCUAUUUGAAUCCAUUAAUUUGCAUAUCUUUUAGCGGUCAUAAAAUUGUGCUCAUGUUUUGAAUAACUAACCCUCUUCCUCAAACGUUAGAAGGAAUUUAAAAUAUCGAAAUCCUGUGAUCUAAAAUAUAUUUGCUAAUAUAUUGAUUUAAACAUCACUGCAUGUGGAAUAUUGAUCAGAACGCAGUAACAAUAUGAAGGUUGCAGGUAUUUAGUACUCGAUGGACUAGCCAAUAUUUCCGCGUCGCAUGAUUCUAAAACCUCUCACAUUUUAACAAUCAUAUUUUGUACGCACGUAGACUUUUUUACUUAGUAGGAAGUGAAGUCGUUGGCUCUGUGAUUUUCAGGAUUGAUUCACUCAAACAAGUAAGGAUGACAAAUACUAAAGAAAAUUUUCAAUUCACUAAUAUACUAUAACUAUAACUAGUGACUUUUCUAAUUGGGUUAACUCUGAACUUACACAGGUAGCCAUAGACUUGAUAGUAAAUUACUUCAUACACGCGAUCAUUAAGUAUCAAAAUCAUGCUUCUUCGACGCUCUAAACAUUUUUAUAAUUUAAGUAGUACUUGAUUCGAAGGCAUUAUGUAGCGGCAAGUUGAUUUGGCAAGAAUAGCCUCCUCCUCAUAGAUUAUUAUUAUUAUUCUGUAUAAUUAAUUGUGUAUUUCAGUAUCUACAUUUCAAUAGCAUAUAUCUUUUUAGGAUAAAAGUUUCUAGAACUUUCCAAAAUAGUUAUUACUGUCCGUAUUGAUAUUGCAUUUAUUAGUUACCUACUAUUAAUGUGAUAGAUCAAUGUGAAUUCAAUUUAUUUGAUCGUGCGACUUUUUUUAAGAUUACAUAUUUUUUUACCAUUGUAAUAUAUUUAUUUAUUGUAAAAUACUAGAGUUACUUGCCUUGGUGUAAAUAUUAUUUAUUUUCAAUUUGUUCUUCCUUCAUUUUCGUUUGAAUACAUUUUUGACAGUACAAUUUUUAUAUGGUGUUUCAGUUUGUUGUUACAACUCAUGAAAUUAAUAUUUAUUAUUAUUAUAAUCAUAAUAUGUGUAAUGUAUUGUAGUUGUAAGCUAAUUACGCCCCUGCUUGCUUAAAACACUACUGCACUUUCUACAACUCAUUCUACUGUAAAUCAAACCUUAAUUUAUGUUUUUUUUUUAGGAAAUCUUCCUUAAUUCAUGUAAAUCUGUCGUCAAAUAACUUUGCCACUCUGAAGUCUGCUAUUUGAUUUCUUGCGCAUAGGUACGCAUUGUGUUUUCUUCGUACUUUUUGACUGCUGCGCAGUCUCUUGUAGUCAUCUUCGGCGGGGUGAAAUGAAUAUGAAAAGUCUAGUUGCAAACCUUUCAUGUGGCAACAUCGAUCUAUGUACAUCAUCAUCAUCAGCCUAUCGCAGUCCACUGCUGGACAUAGGCCUCUCCAAGUGCACGCCACUGAGAUCUAUUAUCGGCUUCGAAAAGAUUUGUAUGUAGUAACUAAUCUAACAAUCUUGCCAAAUUCCUCUUAAAAACAGUAGAACUUUUUAAACCGACAUUUAAAAUUUUUAUUUUAAAUAAACAUGUGUCCUUUGCAGCUCUUUGCAUAAUGUAUAAGUUCUUUUAUAAUGUCAUAUCAUACAUAAGAUAGAAGUUCAGUAUCUACUUUAAGAAUAAAAAAUCCUUUUAAUGUGUAUCCAUGCUUAACAAGUACAUAAAAAUUAUCACAUUUAUUCCCAUAGUUAAGGUGUUUCAUGCCCAUUCAUUCAUUCAUUAUGGUUUUAAGGGUAAUAUGUUUCCAAUUAUAUCAUCAAUACAUAGGCAGGGGUUAGGUGUCAGAACUAAUCCGAUUUCGACCGAGUCCCAGUCUACCUUAUAAAAAAGGUCCCAAAAAAGUACCAGGCUUCGUACUAGGUUUAGAGCAUUUCCUUGUUCCAGAAAUCCAGACAAUGGUUUAUACCUGAUACUAAAGCCGGAACUUUUUUAGGGACUACUAUUUAUAAUGAGGUAGUAAGAGUUGUAAGCAAAAACCCAUGUGUGGUGAAAGAAAGGGGAUGUCAGUAUAAAUGGCCCUAAUUUAUGUAUAUUUUGUGUGUAGAUAAAUGUGUUGAGAACACAAACUGAGUCUGAUAAGUGUAAGUAGCUGUUUCUAUUUCAAGUGUAUGCAUGCAUUUUAAUUGAUGAAUUAUAAAUAUCGUAUGAAAUAAAUUAAUAUAUUCAUGUUUU
Helicoverpa armigera (cotton bollworm) is the source of this 5224-nucleotide messenger RNA. It is a transcript of the gene Rint1, whose product is annotated as RAD50-interacting protein 1-like. The record is from RefSeq and is a predicted model, not a curated record. Gene Ontology annotation, biological process: retrograde vesicle-mediated transport, Golgi to endoplasmic reticulum; regulation of ER to Golgi vesicle-mediated transport; endoplasmic reticulum to Golgi vesicle-mediated transport. The transcript has 14 exons. The coding region runs from base 151 to 2643 and encodes 830 amino acids. Gene Ontology annotation, cellular component: Dsl1/NZR complex. NCBI's taxonomy places the organism in Eukaryota, Metazoa, Arthropoda, Insecta, Lepidoptera, Noctuidae.